AUGAGAAGCCUUCUCAGACCGACAAAGUCAUCUAAAGCUACACCCCAGAAGCUGCAAGAAACAAGCCUCGGCAGAGCAGGAUUCUCCCAAGAGAUAGAUACCGGCGCGUCGAAAUCUUCCACCGCCUCUUGCUUUCCAGAUGGAACGAGGCUUCUGCACGACUGCUCGGAUGCAAUCGUAGAUAUCUGCUUUGUUCACGGAUUGACCGGGGACCGCGAUAGCACCUGGACGGCCGACGGAAAAUCCACCCCGUGGCCGAAGACAUUCCUCCCGUCGAAACUCCACCGGGCUCGCAUUCUGACUUAUGGCUAUGAUGCAUAUAUAACUCGAAAAGUGGUUGCAUCAUCGAACCGGUUGAUCGAUCACGCUACCAACCUUCUCAAUGAUCUAGUAACCGAUCGAUUCGCAUGUAAUGCAUCAUCUCGCCCGCUCAUCUUUGUCGUACAUAGCCUAGGUGGUCUUGUCUGCAAAAAAGCUAUCCUUCUUUCGCGGAAUAACCCUGAGCCUCAUCUUCGGGAUAUAUUCGAUAGUACCAAGGGCGUCAUAUUCAUGGGCACUCCCCACAAAGGAGCCUGGAUGGCGGACUGGGCCAAGAUUCCCGCUUCUGUAUUUGGCCUUGUGAAGUCAACCAAUACAACGUUACUGGAUGUUUUGAAGCGAGACAGUCAGCUUCUUCAAUCGAUUCAAUUUGAUUUCUUAGCUAUGGUCCGCCAGUUAAGAGAAGAUGGCAGGAGAUUUGAAGUAACCUGCUUCUUUGAAGAACUUCCCAUGCCUAUUGUUGGACAGAUUGUGUCUAAAGAGUCAGCCACCCUUGAAGGUUAUACGCCCCUUAGUAUCCAUGCAAACCAUCGAAAUAUGGUCAAGUUCAGGUCUACCGAAGAGAAUGGGUUCAAGAGGUUACUGGGAGAGUUGAGUAGAUGGAUCGCACAGCCUUGUGAGGAUGCCCGCCUUUCAUCGAGAGUUUCGUCACCGAAUGAGCGGCGUUUGUUUGAUGCUGGAGACCGAGCCUGUCUGCGGGAUCUAUUUAUAACCAACCCCUGCGAUGACAAGAGUCGCAUUGAAAGAACCAAGGGAGGGUUACUAAAAGAUUCUUACCGCUGGAUCCUUGAUAACAACCAAUUCAAAGAUUGGUGCUACAAUCAAGAGCAAAGGCUGCUCUGGAUCAAGGGUCAUCCUGGAAAGGGCAAAACAAUGCUCCUAUGCGGAAUCAUUGAUGAGCUGAUCAAAAUGACGCCUGACACUACUCUCAUUCUAUUUUGUUUCUGCCAGUCGGCUGACGCACGAGUAAAUAAUGCCACAGCAAUCCUACGGGGAAUAAUCUUUCAACUCGUUGACAAGCUACCGAUGCUUAUCCCCUAUGUGCGACGACAAUAUGAUCAGAUCGGGAAACAAUUAUUUGAGGGUAUUAAUGCGUGGGACGCUUUAUCCAAGAUCUUUUCCGACAUCUUAGAAGACCCGAUAUUAUCUGGAUCCUACAUCAUCAUUGAUGCGCUCGAUGAAUGCAUAGAAGGCAUGCCUCUACUUCUUGAUUUGAUUACUCAGAAGUCAUAUACGUGCUUGAAUAUCAAGUGGCUUAUCUCAAGCCGUUAUUGGCCAGCAAUCGAAGAGCAGCUUUCCAUGGUUAACCAGGAAGCAAUGCUUUCGCUGGAGUUAGUUGAUGAGGCUAUUUCCGCAGCCGUCGCUACAUACAUCCACUUUAAAGUCCAAAAGCUGGCUGAGCGGAAGAAAUAUGAGGACGGAGUUCGUGAAACAAUUUGUCGUCAUUUACUGUCAAACGCACAUGGCACCUUCCUCUGGGUAGCCUUGGUCUGCGACGAGCUAGCUAAAGCAAGAAAGUGGAACGCUCUUGAACUCCUCGACACCUUUCCCCCGGGACUUGAACCUCUCUAUAGGCGGAUGGUUGAACAGGUUCGCGGCUCACAAGAGAUCGAAAUUUAUGAACGAAUCCUACGCGUCGUCAUAGCUGUGUACAGACCAAUUACACUAGAAGAACUUCCAGCAUUAGUCGACAUACCCGAUGGUGUCUCUAAUGAUAACGAAUUCUUGACAGAAGUGAUUGGAGGUUGCGGCUCAUUUCUCAUCCUUCGAGAACGUGAUAUCUUCUUCGUUCAUCAGUCCGCAAAAGACUUUCUACUCGAAACCCCAUUGAAUGAGACGUUAUUGAGCAAGUCGCACGCCCUAACCCAGAUCCGUUAUGUGCCUUAG
This is a messenger RNA of Penicillium hordei, 2205 nucleotides long. RefSeq lists its product as uncharacterized. The transcript has 3 exons. Lineage: Eukaryota; Fungi; Ascomycota; Eurotiomycetes; Eurotiales; Aspergillaceae. The record is from RefSeq and is a predicted model, not a curated record. Bases 1 to 2205 code for a protein of 734 amino acids.